AUGUCCAAAAUCUGUAACACUUGGAAUUAUGUCUCCAACCAUUCCUCUGAUGAAGAUGGAAGGAUCGUUCUUAUCUGGAAAGAUCCGCUCAGACUGCAAGUUGUGAAGCAAAGUAGACAAUCCAUGACUUGUACGCUCACUCUCCCAAACAAAGAACCAGUUUAUUUCACCUCAGUCUACGCGGCUAAUACAAGUGAGGAAAGGGUGGAUCUCUGGGUUGAGUUGAUGCAACUUCACGCUUCUCUAAACCUUGACAGCAAGCAAUGGAUCAUUGGGGGUGAUUUUAACCAAAUCACUCACCCUGCUGAUCACUCUUCCCCAACUGUAAACACUCCUGACAACCUUAUGUACCAGUUGCAAGACUGCUUCAUUCAAUGUGGGGCUUUUGACCUGAGAUACAAUGGACCCCCGCAUACCUGGACCAACUAUCAGCCUUUUUACCCGAUUGGAAAAAAACUUGACCGUCUCCUUGUAAACUCCCCCACAAUCUCCUCCCAUCCUCAGGCUUUUGCCUCCUUCCUACCUCAGUUGUUCUCUGAUCACUCGCCUUGCCUGCUAGACCUCGCUUUUACCCUACCUAAAGCUGGAACUAAACCCUUCAAAUUCCAAAACUACCUCACCAAACAUCCCAACUUUCUGGAGAUGGUACUAGCUCUUCAAUCCCCAACACCGCUUUUGUUCCAACAAGAACGUGAUCUACAUCAAAAGUGGCUGUUCCUAAGACAAAUUGAAGAGAGUUACUUCAGGCAGAAAUCCCGGAUAAACUGGUUAAGUGAAGGUGAUUUCAAUACUACCUUCUUUCACCGCAUGUGUCAAGUUAGAGAAAGCUACAAUGCUAUCCGGUCGUUCCUGUCCAGCAAUGGAAUCCUGGUUACUGACCCGAUGGAAAUGAGUGAACUAGCGGUAGAGCACUUCAAAGCGAUUCUAGGUCCGUCAAACUACUUGAGACCUGCUAUCUGGUCCCCUCACUCCUGGUUUGCGGAUCUCAUUCAGUUCAGAUGUUCCCUGCAACAAUCCCAGCUAAUGUUAUCAGUACCAAGUGCUGAUGCAAUAAGAGCAAUGUUCUUCAAGCUAAACCCAAAUAAAGCUCCUGGGCCUGACGGAUUAACCUCUGGUUUCUACAAAGCAAGUUGGGAAACUAUAGGGCGAGAGGUGGUGGCUGCAACACAAAUUUUUUUCCAUUCUGGGUUCCUUCCUACCACAACUAAUGCCACCAUUCUUUCCCUCAUACCAAAGUUUCCGGGUGCUACAAAAGUUUCAGAUUACAGGCCAAUUGCUUGUCUAAACACAGUUUAUAAGGUGAUUUCAAGGAUGUUGGUUGCGAGAUUAAAGCCUAUCCUGCAAGACCUAAUUCUACCUUGCCAAACGGCGUUUGUGAAAGAUCGCUUGCUAGUGGAAAAUAUUGUUUUAGCUGGGGAGUUAGUUCAUGGCUAUCAUAAGAACAAAGGAAUUUCGAGAAUUACCAUCAAAGUAGACAUCGCCAAGGCUUUCGACACUCUCUCCUGGGAAUUCCUCUUCACUUGUCUUGAAACUCUACACCUGCCUCCUCAUUUCAUCACCUUGCUCAGGGCUUGUGUCUGCAAAACAAGUUUCAUGGUUGGUUACAAUGGAACGGUCAACGGUUAUUUUAAAGGCAAAAGAGGCCUGAGACAGGGAGACCCUCUUUCUCCCUAUCUUUUUGUAAUCGCCAUGAACUGCCUCUCUUUUAUGCUAAACUCUGCAGCUGCUCAGGAAAAAAUCAAAUACCAUGCUAACUGUAAGAAGAUGAAGAUGACGCACCUAUCAUUUGCUGAUGAUCUCCUCAUUUUCAUAGACGGCUCGAUCGAAUUUGUCCAACAGGUGCUGCAUGUUCUUAAAGAGUUUGAGCAAAGGUCCGGGCUCGCAAUAAGUAUGCAGAAAUCGAGCUUCUUUGCCUCAGGGCUCCCUGACCAAGUCAUUGACACAAUCCAAGCUUCUACUGGGGAUAUCACAAGCCACAACACCGCAAGGGUAGCUUGGGAGACUGUCGUGUUAACUAAGCAGCAAGGUGGUCUUGGUGUAAAGGACCUCCAAACAUGGAACAAAGCAUGCUGUUUGAAACUUGUGUGGCUUCUGUUUUUCAGGUCUGGCUCGAUCUGGGUUGCAUGGUUUAUAGAGGUAAUCCUUAAAGGCUCAAUACACAACUAUUGGACAACCAAACCGAAGGCUUCCUUCUCCUGGCUCGCAAACAAGUUGCUCAAGCUCAAAGAUGUAGUCUUCCCGCUCAUCAAGCUUCGACUAGAGAAUGGUAUGUCGGCACGGUUCUGGUUUGAUAAUUGGUCGCCUUUUGGAAGCAUUGCUACCUAUCUCAACUUGACUGGCUCAAGACUUGGCAUCCCACUAUCUGCAACGGUAGCUUCUCUCUAUAGGAACGGUAACUGGCGUCUCCCACCUGCAAGAUCAGAGCAACAAACCCAACUUCAGAUUCACUUGACGACUGUCAAUUUAACUUCAGAUAAAGACUACUUCGAAUGGGAAAUUGAUAGUAGGGUCACCACCACCUUCUCAAUUGGUGAUGUCUAUACCUAUCUUAGAGGAACAGUGAAUGAGGUUGACUGGGCUACUGUGGUUUGGAACUCUUAUGGGAUCCCUCGUCACAACUUCCACACAUGGCUAAUGAUUUUGGAUAGGUGCCCGACGAGAGACCGCUUGCUUCGUUGGGGAAUCUCAGCUUCACAUCUCUGCUUGCUGUGUAACAAUGCUUCUGAGAGCCGUGAUCACAUCUAUUUCGACUGUAACUUCUCCUUCGACUUAUGGGCAAUAAGCGCGAGGAGAUGUGGGCUCACUCCAAACCGUUCCUGGUCAGACACCAUCACGCAACUGAAAAGCCUCCCAAUGGACCGUUCAUCGAGACCUCAUAGACUUCUUGUCCUCCUAGCUUGGCAAUCUACGAUUUAUUGGGUCUGGAAUGAGAGAAACGCACGGUUGCACUCUAACACCUAUCGCUCCAUCGACUCUCUCUUCAAAACUAUUGAUCUUCAGAUUAGAAACAGAACUCAGAGUUUCCGGGUGACUAACCCAAGACUGUCUUCCCAACUACUACAGUCCUGGAUCCGACUUGCAUGA
Molecule: messenger RNA, 3084 nt
Organism: Brassica oleracea var. oleracea
Lineage: Eukaryota; Viridiplantae; Streptophyta; Magnoliopsida; Brassicales; Brassicaceae
Exons: 3
Coding region: 1-3084 (1027 amino acids)
Molecular function (GO): catalytic activity
Source: RefSeq, a predicted model, not a curated record